This is a messenger RNA of Diospyros lotus (date-plum), 2931 nucleotides long. RefSeq names its product probable linoleate 9S-lipoxygenase 5. Gene Ontology annotation, molecular function: metal ion binding; oxidoreductase activity, acting on single donors with incorporation of molecular oxygen, incorporation of two atoms of oxygen; protein binding. The record is from RefSeq and is a predicted model, not a curated record. Bases 1 to 2811 code for a protein of 936 amino acids. The transcript has 10 exons. Gene Ontology annotation, biological process: lipid oxidation. Lineage: Eukaryota; Viridiplantae; Streptophyta; Magnoliopsida; Ericales; Ebenaceae.
AUGACUAGUGUACAAUUUGCUAUCGUGGACAUCAAACUGCGAAGUAUGGUGGUAUGUUAUGGUCCAUUCUUCUUACUCACCAAAUCUCUGCCUAUAAAUAGCAGCAGCUAUGCCACCAAUCCCACCAGCCUGACCCACCUCUCUAUUCUCCUCCUCUUCUUCAUCAACAUCAUUCUGCAGAGUCAUAUUCUGCCAUCACUGACGAGAAUGGAUCCAAUCAGUGUCACUGACCAGAACAGCAAAAAGAAGAUCAAGCACGAAGGAGCUGAGAUGGAGAAGAUAAAGGGAAGUGUUGUGCUUAUGAAGAAGAAUUUGUUAGACUUCAGUGACCUCGUAGCCUCAGCCGCCGAUCGGUUUGAUGAGAUUCGUGGCAACAAGGUCUCCCUGCAACUCGUCAGUGCCGUCAAUGGCGAUCCGGAGAAUGGUAACAGAGGGAAAGUUGGAAAGCCAGCGUACCUGGAAGACUGGUUUACUAAGUUUGACCCUCUAACAGCAGCAGAUGUAGCAUUUAAUAUCACUUUUGAAUGGAACGAAGAAGAGAUUGGCCUUCCUGGGGCAUUCAUUAUAAAGAACUCUCACCACAAUGAAUUCUACCUGAGGACUCUUACACUGGAAGAUGUGCCUGGCCAUGGCAGGAUCCACUUUAUCUGUAAUUCUUGGGUCUACCCACAUCAGUAUUACAAGAAAGACAGGGUGUUCUUCACUAAUCAGACAUAUCUUCCAAGUAAAACUCCCAGUCCACUACGUCACUACAGAGAAGAAGAAUUGAAAACCUUGAGAGGAAAUGGAACUGGAAAACUCGAGGAAUGGGAUCGUGUCUACGACUAUGAUCUGUACAAUGAUUUGAGUGAACCAGAAAAAGGGCCAAAGCUCAUUCGCCCAAUUCUUGGAGGAUCGACCAAGUAUCCUUAUCCUCGAAGGGGAAGAACAGGCCGGCCACCAGCAGAAGCAGAUCCUAGAUAUGAGAGCAGGAUUCCACUUCUUAAAAGCUUAAACAUUUAUGUCCCGAGAGAUGAACGAUUUAGUCACUUGAAGUUUUCGGAUGUCCUAGCUUAUGGGUUGAAAUCUUUAUUCCAGUUCCUUCUCCCUGAGGUUGAGAGUAUCAUUGACAGCGCCCCUAAUGAAUUUGACAAACUCGAAGAUAUACUAGACCUCUACGAAGCAGGAAUCAAGCUACCUGAUUGGCCUUUUCUUGAGAGUAUUAGGAAAAAUAUUCCUUCUCAGACACUCAAGGAAAUACUUAGAACCGAUGGUGAGCGAGCCUUUCGUUUCCCAGUCCCCCUUGUAAUCAAAGAGGACAAGCAUGCAUGGAGGACAGAUGAAGAAUUUGCAAGAGAGAUGUUGGCUGGACUAAAUCCUGUGGUCAUCCAUAGUCUCCGAGAGUUUCCUCCUAGUAGCAAGCUAAAUCCAAAAUCAUAUAACAAUGAGGGCAAUACAAAGACCAAGGAGAACAUAGAGAAGAACCUAGAAGGAUUAACUAUAGAUGAGGCUCUGAAGGAAAACAAGCUGUUCAUAUUAGAUUACCAUAACGUUCUGAUGCCAUAUCUGAGGGGAAUAAACAAAACUUCCACAAAGUUAUAUGCCACAAGGACACUCCUAUUCUUGAAAAGUGAUGGAACCUUGAGGCCGCUGGCGAUUGAACUGAGUCUGCCUAACCCAGUCGAAGAUGAUUCAGGAGAAGUUAGUGAAGUAUAUACACCAGCAGAACAUGGUGCUGAAGGUACCAUUUGGCAGUUGGCUAAAGCUUAUGUUGCAGUGAGUGACUCUGGCUAUCAUCAGCUUAUUUGCCACUGGUUAAAUACUCAUGCAUCCAUUGAGCCAUUCAUCAUUGCAACAAAUAGGAAUCUAAGUGUGCUUCAUCCAAUACAUAAGCUUUUGCAUCCUCACUUCCGCGACACCAUGCACGUAAAUGCACUUGCUCGGCAAACUCUCAUUAAUGCUGGUGGGCUGCUUGAGAAAACAUUGUUUCCAUCAAAAUAUGCUAUGGAAAUGACAGCCGUUGCUUAUAGAGACUGGACCUUUCCAGAGCAAGCGCUCCCUGCUGAUCUUGUCAAGAGAGGAAUGGCAGUUGAGGACUCGAAAUCUCCACAUGGCGUGCGCUUGCUAGUAGAGGACUACCCUUAUGCUGUUGACGGGUUGGAGAUCUGGUCGGCAAUCAAAACAUGGGUUGAGGACUACUGCAGAAUCUACUACGCGACAGAUGACAAAUUACUGGAAGAUUCUGAACUUCAAACCUGGUGGAAGGAGCUCCGGGAGAAGGGUCAUGCCGACAAGAAAGACGAGCCAUGGUGGCCUAAAAUGCAGACACGUAAAGAGCUAGUGGAAACAUGUACCAUUAUCAUAUGGGUGGCUUCUGCUCUCCAUGCAGCACUCAAUUUUGGACAAUACCCUUAUGGAGGCUAUCUCCCGAACCGCCCAGCCAUGAGCCGCCGCUUCAUACCCAAGCAAGGCACUCCUGAAUACGAUGAGCUUGAGUCAGACCCUGAAAAGGCUUUCCUGAAAACAGUUACCCCGCAGAUGCUAAGCAUUCUCGGCAUUUCACUGGUGGAGAUUUUGUCAAGGCACACUUCGGAUGAGGUUUUCCUUGGAAAGAGAGACACUGCAGAAUGGACAGCAGACAAAGAAGCGGUAAAAGCCUUUGGGGAGUUUGGGGAGAACCUAGCAGGAAUUGAGGACAGGAUCAUAAGGAUGAACAUUGAUGAGAAAUGGAGGAACAGGGUUGGACCAGCCAAGAUGCCUUACACUUUACUAAUUCCAACCAGUGGAGUUGGUCUCACGGGCCGGGGAAUUCCCAAUAGUGUCUCAAUCUGAGACCUUUCAUUUGGAAAUCCAGUUCAAUUUUGGUCAGCUGUUUAGUAUUUAGUACUUCAGUCAAGUUCACAACAAUGGUGAAGGUGUUUGUUGUUCAAUAAAUUUGCACGCUUGUAAAAA